Molecule: messenger RNA, 1017 nt
Organism: Microthlaspi erraticum
Lineage: Eukaryota; Viridiplantae; Streptophyta; Magnoliopsida; Brassicales; Brassicaceae
Source: the annotation of a GenBank genome assembly
AUGGUUUCUGCGAUGAUGCUCAACGGGGCCAUCACCUGCCCCAAGGGGCUCGGGCUUCCUGGUUUCAAUAGAUCAAUUCAUCGCCCCAAUUUGGUCUCCGUGUCCCCAACUACUACUAGGGCGAUGCCGUCGCCGAGGCUCUCGGUGGCAACCAGAUGCAGCGUGUCGGCGUCACGGCCAUCGGCGCAACCUAGGUUCAUCCAGCACAAAAAGGAGGCUUACUGGUUCUACAGGUUCUUAUCCAUCGUUUACGACCACAUCAUCAAUCCGGGCCACUGGACGGAGGAUAUGAGGGACGACGCUCUCGAGCCGGCGGAUCUCAGCCAUCCGGACAUGCGCGUGGUCGAUGUCGGCGGCGGAACCGGAUUCACUACCCUGGGCAUCGUCAAGACAGUCAACGCUAAGAAUGUGACCAUCCUGGACCAGUCGCCGCAUCAGCUGGCCAAGGCGAAGCAGAAGGAGCCGUUGAAGGAGUGCAAGUUCGUGGAAGGAGACGCUGAGGAUCUCCCUUUUCCCACUGAUUACGCCGACAGAUACGUCUCUGCUGGAAGCAUUGAGUACUGGCCAGACCCUCAGAGAGGGAUAAGGGAAGCGUACAGAGUGCUCAAGAUCGGUGGGAAAGCAUGCCUCAUUGGCCCUGUCUACCCAACCUUCUGGCUCUCUCGCUUCUUUGCUGAUGUUUGGAUGCUUUUCCCCAAGGAGGAAGAGUACAUUGAUUGGUUCACCAAAGCUGGUUUCAAGGACGUCCAGCUCAAGCGGAUCGGCCCCAAGUGGUACCGUGGUGUCCGCCGGCACGGUCUCAUCAUGGGUUGCUCCGUCACCGGUGUCAAACCUGCCUCCGGUGACUCUCCUCUCCAGAUUGGUCCAAAGGAAGAGGAUGUGGAGAAGCCUGUGAACAACCCCUUCGCCUUCUUGGGACGCUUCCUCUUGGGAACCCUAGCCGCUGCCUGGUUCGUGUUCAUCCCAAUCUACAUGUGGAUCAAGGAUCAGAUCGUUCCCAAAGAUCAACCCAUCUGA